UGACCUCACGUCGGGUGAAUAUAAAACAGGACCAGAUGAACCGGUAUACUAACUGUUGAAAUAUCGCCGGUCAGCGAGCAUCAAGCCACCAUGAGGGAAAUUGUGCACAUGCAGAUUGGCCAGUGUGGUAAUCAAAUAGGCGCAAAGUUUUUGGAGGUGAUUUCCGAUGAACACGGGAUAGACCCCACUGGGAAGUACGUUGGCGACAAUGACCAGCAGUUGGAGCGCAUUAAUGUCUACUACAACGAGGCACAAGGCGGUAAUUACGUCCCAAGAUGUGUCCUCGUCGACCUUGAACCUGGAUGUUUGGACACGGUGCGAUCAGGUCCACUGGGAAGGAUGUACAGGCCUGACAACUUCGUCUUUGGUCAGAAUGGCGCGGGCAACAACUGGGCAAAGGGUUUCUACACAGAAGGAGCAGAGAUCGUCGAAAACGUAGUAGAAGUCGUACGAAAGGAAUCAGAAAGCUGUGACUGCCUUCAAGGCUUCCAGAUGGCGCAUUCGAUCGGAGGAGGUACGGGAGCAGGUCUCGGGACACUGCUGCUGAGCAAGCUUCGGGAGGAGUACCCGGAUAGAAUAUUCACAACCUUCUCCGUCGUGCCGUCGCCGAAGGUAUCAGAAGUUGUGGUUGAGCCUUACAAUGCUACCUUGUCGGUCCACCAGCUUUUGGAAAGCACGGAUGAGACAUUCAUCAUCGACAACGAGGCACUUUACGACAUCUGCUUCCGGACCCUUAAGCUUAAGGAACCGACGUACGCCGAUCUUAACCACUUGGUCUCCCUCACGAUGUCGGGGAUAACGUCUUGCGUACGAUUCCCCGGUCAGCUAAACGCGGACUUGAGAAAGCUCGCAACAAAUUUGGUGCCGUUUCCAAGAUUGCAUUUCUUCAUGCCAGGGUAUGCGCCAUUGACAUCAAGAGGGAGUCGUGAAUACAGAUCUCUUUCCGUCCCUGAGAUAGUCCAGCAAAUGUUCGAUUCGAAAAACAUGAUGGCGGCGUGCGAUCCGCGUCACGGGCGCUAUCUGACGGCGGCUGCGCUGUUCCGCGGGCGCAUGUCCAUGAAAGAAGUCGACGAACAAAUCCUAAACGUACAGAAUAAAAACAAUCAAUACUUCGUGGAAUGGAUCCCGAAUAACAUCAUAGCGUCUGUCUGCGACAUCGCACCGAGGGAUCAGAAGGUGACGGGUACGUUCAUUGGGAACAACACGGCCAUCCAGGAGCUUUUCAAGCGUAUUGGAGAGCAAUUUACGGUCAUGUUCCGACGGAAGGGGUUCGUACAUUGGUACACAGAUGAGGGGAUGGACCUGCAGGAAUUUACUGAGGCCGAGGCAAAUAUAAACGACUUGGUAUCGGAGUAUCAACAGUACCAGGACGCAUCAGUGGACGAUGUGGAGGCUGAAGAGGGCGAGGAGGAAGAGGUGGAGGAGACAGCGGACUAAUUAUAAUCACCACCUGCAAUCUCCCAACGGGAGAAUAACUAGCAUUUGCUCCGUAGGACAAAAGUACGCUUAAUAGUAAACGGUGAUAUAGUCUAUCAGUAAGCAACCGUUAACAAUCGAGGCGAGGCGAGGCUUGGAGACUACACCACGUGUUAUGACUUGGGACUAGACUAGAGCAUUCACGGAGCCAAGAAUAAUUGCACAGUCGGUAUAUAUACAUAUAUACGGAUCAGCCUACACUACAGUGUCCAAUGAACAGACUAAUGUACUGAGUGCACGACGUCGGAAUGCAAUUUGAGCAUGUAAAGCAGUAGAACAACUGUGGGUCAUACCAAAAAACAUAUUUGGUCAUACCUAUGUGAAAUAAUUGACUUUAAAAUAGCUCCUUUCGUUCGAAGGGGGGGGGGGGCACCAUACCCGUCGUUCACCCAUGAGUUGUUGCUUCAUGGGACAUAAUUUUCUUUUAGACUGCGAUAAUGACAAAGCUUGUAAAAUCGGUCAAGUGGUAUAGACCAACCGUUGCAACGAGAUGACUGUAUGAUGUCUAUACAAUAAGAGACCUAAGAGAGGACCUGGAGAUUGGCCACGCGUAAGCCUACGUGUUGCACUAUGUUUGUUGCGAAAGAAUUGCGGAAGUCAUCGAUUAUAGGGGGUGACAAUAAGGGUUUUAAGUUCUGAUCACCCAAUUCUCCCAACAACAGCACGUGGUAGAAUGUCAAGGUCAAACUGUCCAGGAGUAAACUCAUUUUCUGGGUCAUGAACUCAUUCCCAGAAUUAGUUCAGAUAAGAGAUAACAUCAACAUAUACUUGGGCACUGUUUGUGAUGAUAGGGGGGGGGGGGGGGGGUCAGUGAUAAAAAAAGACUUGCCACCAAAUACAACAAAGUGAUUAACUAGAUUGCGGUUGACAUUGGCGUUUGUUGGAGAGGGGGGGGGGGGGGAUAAAACUAAAGCCGAUUGCUAAUCACUCGGUGGCAUAUAUAUAAAGAUAGUUGUCAAAAGGGCACUUCACCAGUCAGGGGAGGGAGAAUGGUGUACACACAUCUCUAUUUUGCUGACAUUAACUGAGUUGUGGUUGAGAUGGUGUUCUUGGUGGGGGGGUCCCUUGAUUUGUAGCUUACAUGCUCUUCUAGGGUGCAAAUUUCAUUCAAGGCUGAUACAAGUACAUUACAUGCAAUUAUAUACUCCUGGUGAUAAUUACAAGAGAGUAUAAUAUCAUGUUGUAAAGGCAAAGGAAAUGUGGAGCCAAAAAUGUAAAAUGCGGGAAAAUAUGCAUGAGGAUAUUAAGGAAAAGGUACUUGCCUGUCACAUUAUGAUGUUGCGUCUUUUUAAGGAUCCUGUAGAUCUCCUUGACCCCCGAGCCAUUUUAGCGAUUUCAAAAUAUUCAGGAGUGUUUGUGUUUCUGUGUUUCAUGUAAGAAUAAACACGGAAAUUACGAUCGUGGAAAACAUCAUAUAGCUCUCGGUUGGGAGUUGUCGCUUUUAUAACAAAAUUAAGAAAGAGCUCCGCACGGGCGUCUCCCUUUAAAUACCUACACACCUAUACGCCAUUUGAUUUGAGUGAGUGAUCUUCAGCUGUCUAUACUCUCAUACCGCAGUAAUUUUGAACAAUGAGUCGAGCGAAGCUUCGGCAUAUAAGCUUACAUGUUAUUUCAAAAUUCAUUAAAUUCAACCUGCUUGUGUUAUUGGCCUGGGUAAGACUAUUCAAGAGUUUCUCAUCUAAAUAUAUUUUUGUGUCACUUGCAAAGGGUCACUUGUGAUUUGUCAUUUGAAUUGAAAGUAACUCGCCUAGAAUAAAUUUAAAGGCCCGUCCUCCUCAGUCAGGUAUGGAAUCUAUUACGCCAGCGUUUUUCUACUUGCGAUAGGGCAUUUGAAUAGCAUAACACGAUCAAAUCAUGUAACGAAUACAUUUACGGCAUCGAUUGAAUUGUGAAUCAGUCGUGAUGAUAUAUUUAUUAUGUACUUCAAA
This is a messenger RNA of Lineus longissimus, 3404 nucleotides long. Its product is annotated as tubulin beta chain-like. The record is from RefSeq and is a predicted model, not a curated record. Gene Ontology annotation, biological process: mitotic cell cycle; microtubule cytoskeleton organization. The coding region runs from base 91 to 1437 and encodes 448 amino acids. Lineage: Eukaryota; Metazoa; Nemertea; Pilidiophora; Heteronemertea; Lineidae. Gene Ontology annotation, cellular component: cytoplasm; microtubule. The transcript has 4 exons. Gene Ontology annotation, molecular function: structural constituent of cytoskeleton; GTPase activity; GTP binding.